AUGAGACUCUUCCAUCUUGCCUUGUGCUACCUCCUCUUUGGUUGUAGCGUCUGCUCUUCCCAGCCGCAGCAACCCGAGUUCACUUUCGAAGCCUCUAGCAAUGUGGAAUCAAGGCCCUCAACCACAGUGUCACCAACUGUGACCUUAAUUUUGUCCAGUGCCAGUCUGCUCAGUACCACUAAGAUGGGCCGUUGCUAUGAUGCAUACGAUGAUUCCUGCAAAGGCGGGAUCGCAGCCUUGAUGGCGUAUGCCAGGAACAAUACCGUGGAUUCGGAUAUUGGGAGGUUGGUUUUGCCUCGUAUUGACAUCAAGUCUUCCUUUGUUCAGAUGCACCCCCUUGACUGGUCCGUCAACCGUCUUGUCUUGAAGGACUACUUCAACUUUGAUGUCUUUUGGGGGGUGCUUUCUUUUACAACCCAGCAGCUCUAUUCAAAAGAAAGAGAUGUGUCGGACCUUCAAAGCACUGACUUCCCCCUCCUCGCUAGUACCCUUGACAUCCCUAUCAGCAACGCGUGGAAGCAAUUCGUCCAAGACAUCCACUUCCAUGAGGAAACAGGUUUGGCCGUCAUGAAGGUUGUCCGUUCUCGUGAUCGCAACCAUGAUCGCAUCCAGAAAACGAUUGAAUCUUGCAAGAGUUUGCUCUCAGUAAUUCAUCAGAUUAAUUGGCAGGCCGGAUGCUUUCCACAAGAAGAGCCCACUCCGUAUUGGUCCUACAUGCAAUCGAGUGCCCUUUGGUAUAAUUUAAGUCAGACAUCCUCCCAGCAGCAGCAACAUCCCGAACAUCCCUGUUGGAUUCCGGUGAUCAUUACUGGGCAAGGUUUCGAUCCUCCAAUGAUGGAUACUUUCGUGGAUGCUCUUGCUACCUAUGAAAAGUUUCCACCAGCUGUCAUUUACCAGCCUUUGGGAAUUGAUAAAUUCGCCACUCCAGGGAAGGUCCACAACACUUGGGUGUACUGGAACCCUGCCUACAAAAUUUAUGGGUUUGACCAGCUUCGACUUCAUUUACGACACGACCCAUCACUGACCCACACACAAAAUGAAGUCCUCGACCUCACUGUUACUCAAGAAGACACCGGCAACAUUGAUGAGCAAGUCAAAGAUGAUCAGUUUGUCCGCGAUAUUGAAUUCUUGAAAGACCUCAUGGUUGAAGCAGAAAUCAAUGACCCUCUUCUCGGAAACACAACCGAAAUGCUGUACACUCGAGAAGGACAAUUUCAAAGAUGCUAUGGUGGUGAGUGCCCUUUGGGAAACCUUUUUGCUGAUGCCUUGCGUUGGCGAGCGCAAGCUGAUGUUGCAGUGAUCAACAGUGGUGGUGUCCGUGGAAGUGGCUGGCCCGCCGGAGAAGUGAGGACUUCAAACAUUUGGCGUAGCUUUUUCUUCGCCAACACCUUAUGUGAGAUUUCAAUGUCUGGCCUAUCCCUCUUCCGACUGUUCAAUUACAGCACCAGUUUGGCUACCUUUAGACCAUGGAAUUCGAAUGCAGCAGAUCGUCCAGGAGAUCGCCUCUUCCAGGUGUCCGGUGCUCGCAUCACGUACAACACAGAGCUCAACACCUCCCGCUUGAUAUCUAUGAAAAUUUGGGACAAGGAAACGCAAGAGUACGAGCCAGUGGAUCGUUUGAAGAUUUACAAGGUGGCAUCUACUAGCUGGGAAUGUGAGGGUUUCGUUCCAGUUCCAGACUACCUCACCACAGAGCUGGUAAUGAAGGGGGAGCGACCAGCCGAAAUUGUGGAUGAACUGGUCCAGAACGUGGUGGGGUCAUACUUGCAGUCAUUGAAUGGAAAGGUCUACGACACAAGCAUUAAAGGGCGUCUCAUCAACGACACCGAUUCACUCCAAGCCAUGGAUUGGAUCCAAACUGAAGAAUCAUGUCCGUUUCGAACUUAUUGGUCUGAGGAAUACCUCACCUGCUUUGAUUGCCCCGAUGUCUCUCAGGUUCAGUUUGCCGAAGAGAUGCUCAACGGUGAAGGAGUAAGUGGACAGGACGAUGCUUAUCUUCUCCAAGCAACUGUUGUGAAUGGUGAGAACUUCACAAUUACCGUGCUCCCAAAGCAAAUCCCAAGCUGGAUCUCCUGGGCCCCUGAAGGUGGAGCCAUCUCUUCGACUUCUGUAACAUCUAGGGAUGCUGGUACUGGGAAUGAAGAUCAAGUAUUGCUUGAGCCAGCUCAGACGCACACCUUUAGCUUUGUUGCUACCUCAAGAGACCUGGAUGCUGGAAUUGCCCAGGCUACCGUAUCCUUUGCUGUUCAAGAUGGAGGCUCCUACCCUGGCUGUAGUGGAGAUGAUGUUAAACCAGAACUCAAGAAGCCGGAGGGCAGCCGCUAUGCUGGUUUUGUCUUGAUGGCCAUAUCAUGCCUAAUGUCUAUCUCCUUUGCUGCUUGGGUCUACUGGAAUCGAGAUGAUCGUGUUGUUCAUAAACUCCAACCAGAAUUCUUGAUUGGUCUUUGUGUUGGGACAUUCAUCUUGUGCUUUUCCAUUCUCCCCCUGAGCAUUGUUGAUGAGUUGGAGAAGGAAUCUGCCAGAGACCAUGCCUGCCAAGCCACGCCAUGGCUGAUGGUCCUUGGCUUCAAUAUGAUAAUGUCUUCUCUCUAUGCCAAGCUUUGGAGAAUCAACAAGCUUUUCGGUGGGAACAGCUUUGCCAGAGUGACCAUUACAGCACGGCAGGCUGCCAUUGCUACAAGCGCCCUUUUUGUGACAAACUUGAUUUUGCUUUGCAUCUGGACCAUCGUUGAUCCGCUGAAAUGGAGAUCCGCCAUGUCCCUGUAUGGAUCCUGUACUGAUGUGGGCCCCGCUGGUCAAGGCUUGUAUGCAACAAUAUUUGUCUUGACAAUGAUCAAUCUUGUCCUGACAAGCCACCAAGCGUUCAAAGCACGCAACAUCAGUGACGAGUUCAGUGAGAGCACAUCCCUGGGUUUUGCAGUCUUCACAUCUGCACAGAUUGUCGUUGUGGGUCUCCCAAUUCUUUUCUUGAUUAGUGAAGACAAUCCUGAUGCCCAAUACCUUCUACAGACCAUGAUGAUCUUUGCCAUCUCCACAUCUGGCUUACUACUCAUUUUUGUCCCCAUCAUCCUCCAUCAACGCGAACGCCAAAGCCAGCCACCGGGAGCAGGUCGAUUGCACAUUUCAGGAAUGAACACGACGACAACCAUGGCCAACAGCAACCACGCUCUGAGUGCUCAGAGCGGUCUGAGUGGUACGAGCAGCCACGGUGCGAACUCAAAGAGGACUUCUGCCUGGUAA
Molecule: messenger RNA, 3240 nt
Organism: Seminavis robusta
Lineage: Eukaryota; Bacillariophyta; Bacillariophyceae; Naviculales; Naviculaceae
Source: the annotation of a GenBank genome assembly